AUGGAUGAUCGGACUCGGUUCAAGGAGCUACCAAUCGUGCCCAGGGGAAUUUUCUGGCAGGAUGAUUUCAUUGACUCCGAGCACGAACAGCGCCUGAUCUCGAUCUUUCUCAAUGAACUCAAAUGGCCCGACCGCCCUGGCCGCACAUCUCUUCAUUUCGGUUACACGUUCGACUACAAAACAUUCGGCAUCGACCCGGAAAUCCCCUAUAAGGAAUUCCCAGACUGGCUCAAGCCACUUAUUCCGACUACCGAGAACCGGCCGCCAGAUCAAGUCUGCUUGCAGUAUUACCCUCCGGGAGCUGGUAUCCCGCCGCACGUGGAUGCCCACGAGCCGUAUGACCAACUGUACGCAUUGUCGCUAGGCGCACCGGCGAUCAUGCAAUUCCGCCGAGGAGAAGAGCGAGUGGACGUUGACUUGGCUCCUCGAAGCAUGAUGCAAAUGGCUGGUGACUCGAGGCUACACUGGACACAUGGAAUCAAGAAGCGCAAGAACGACACUCUUACUGAUGGAACGCAAAGACCGCGCGCUAAUCGGUGGAGCAUUACAUACCGUUGGCUUAGAAAUGGGGAAUGUAAUUGUGGAAACCUUCAACAUUGCGAUACGGCACAGCGACGGAAUGGCAUCGAAAAGGAGAAGAGGUCCUUGAAAGAGCUAGCUGCAAAGGCAGAUGCUAAUGUCAACCUCUUAUCAACUUGA
Molecule: messenger RNA, 699 nt
Organism: Penicillium macrosclerotiorum
Lineage: Eukaryota; Fungi; Ascomycota; Eurotiomycetes; Eurotiales; Aspergillaceae
Exons: 1
Coding region: 1-699 (232 amino acids)
Biological process (GO): oxidative demethylation
Molecular function (GO): oxidoreductase activity; demethylase activity
Source: RefSeq, a predicted model, not a curated record